Messenger RNA from Folsomia candida, 1220 nucleotides. RefSeq names its product xylooligosaccharide oxidase-like. The transcript is spliced from 4 exons. Gene Ontology annotation, molecular function: FAD binding; oxidoreductase activity. Bases 571 to 1110 code for a protein of 179 amino acids. Lineage: Eukaryota; Metazoa; Arthropoda; Collembola; Entomobryomorpha; Isotomidae. The record is from RefSeq and is a predicted model, not a curated record.
CACAGCCGUUUAUCUAUCUGCCAUGGGAACUGUUAGAAUAUUUUUGCCAGCGCUUAUCUUCAUUAUAACAGCCGCAGCGUCUCAUACAACCCCAGAAAUUUCCCACAACAAGGAUCCCGCGCAUACCAACCACGAGGUUCUCUGGUCGGCACGUCUUUCAACUAUUCCCCCCUCCAAGCCUGCCUCUCUCUUGGGGGCAGUGAACCUUGGACCGAUCUCAUCACACCCCUCUCACACCCGACCUACUACGCCACGGUGAACCACCAAUGGAACCUCCGCAUCGAGAAGGUCUACCCGCUCGCUUACUUUCUCCCCAGGACGGCCCGCGACGUUCAAAAUAUUGUCCGAUGCGGUCUCGCCGAACAAAUCCCGCUGAUUCCGAACAGCGGGGGACAUUCUUAUGAAGCCCUCUCGUUCGGCAAUAAUGACACUUUGGUCGUCGAUCUACGGUUAAUGGACGCCGUCACCCUGUUGGACGAUGGCGUUACGGCGCAUCUUGAACCUGGCGCUUUGCUAGGGCCCAUUUACGCUAAAUUGUGGAUCGCGGGAAAACGGUAAAUUCCCGCCGGAAUGUGUCUCACGGUGGCCAUCGGGGGCAACGCGAUCGGUGGAGGGGUCGGCUACUUUGACUCUGUUUACGGUUUGGCAGCCGACAAUGUGGUCGAGUUCGAAAUGGUUACGGCGUCCGGCAAUCUCGUCACGGCGAACGAGUUGACCAAUUCUGACCUCUUCUGGGCACUGAGAGGCGUCGGGCCGGGGUACAUUGGGAUUGUGACAAAGCUGAAAAUGAAGACGUUUGAUGCAUCCGCGAUAAACAUAACGAUUGCUAAGGUCCUCUACCCCUUGGCAGGAUUUGCCCAGGCGACCCUUGACAUGCAAGAGUGGAUCGAAUGGUCAAAGCUAAAUGAGGUGAACGUUCUCUUUCUUGGAGGUGCUGUACAUGAUAAUUAUACCUCCCAAUUUGCCGCCGUCCCACCUGGCGCUUCCAACGUGCUGUACCACAUCCAAGACGCGACCUACAAUCCCGACCCGGCAUCUCAUUUUCCGAAUUUUAACCCAAGUACAAAUACCAUGCAACUUUACAUAUACUCUUUUCUCUGCAAAAUGUAGUGACAAACUACUCAAUAAUCUCUUCUUGUUUUGGCAUAAAGUUUCACAAUAUUUUGAUUUGUCCUCCGAACAAUAAAUACUUAAUGACUAAUUUUAUAUACUUUAUAAUC